Messenger RNA from Drosophila hydei, 759 nucleotides. RefSeq names its product biogenesis of lysosome-related organelles complex 1 subunit 4 (gene Blos4). The transcript is spliced from 3 exons. Lineage: Eukaryota; Metazoa; Arthropoda; Insecta; Diptera; Drosophilidae. The coding region runs from base 242 to 742 and encodes 166 amino acids. The record is from RefSeq and is a predicted model, not a curated record. Gene Ontology annotation, cellular component: BLOC-1 complex.
AUUGAAUUGUGCCAAACUAUAUUACUUUCGUUGUACAACAAGAAACUGUUUGGUUUACGAUUGUUUACUAUCGUAAAUUUGGCAUAUAACAAGUAAUGGGAUGAUAACAAUAUAUUAUAUCGUAAUUUUUAAACUAUUAUGUGUCUAGUGCUGUGAAAUGUUAUUUGCUCUCGAUUAGUCAGUUAUCGAUUUUCGUUUUGUUGAUAUUUUGUCUGUUGGCAGCAACAGAUGAUAAGGAAAAAUGGUUGAACAAACGGCGAGAGAUUAUGCUCAAAUUAUACAAAGUGCCGAUCUGGAAAAGGAGAUAAACCCCCUGUGCAACAACAUAGACGACAUGCUCGCACGAUUAGACGAAUUCGAAACGGUUUUGGCCUCCGUACGCGCAGAGUCUAAUGGCAUCAUGGCCAACCACGUAUGUAGCAUACUCGGCUUUAUCGAAAACUUCGAUGAAUUGCGUCGGCGAAUCGAUAGCUUGGAUACGUUUGUAGCCACGGUAAAUGAGAAUCUGAACGAAGUGGAAAGAUCUGUGGACGUGGCUGAGCAGGAGCUUAAUGUAACCGACUACAGUAUAAAGGGUUUGCUAUUGAAACCUUUGAAGGCCAGGCUAUCCACCGCAGACACAACUGAUACAAAGCCGAAAACCAAUUUGGUUAAUGGCGAGUUUCAACCGGUUCCCAUCUUCAAAGCUGACGAAUACUUUGGCAUUAGGACAGAUGAAACUAAUAUUAGCGACUCCAUAUAACCUUUAAGUAGUUGUUU